Eimeria maxima is the source of this 4371-nucleotide messenger RNA. RefSeq lists its product as hypothetical. Lineage: Eukaryota; Apicomplexa; Conoidasida; Eucoccidiorida; Eimeriidae. The record is from RefSeq and is a predicted model, not a curated record. The coding region runs from base 1 to 4371 and encodes 1456 amino acids. The transcript has 11 exons.
AUGUCAUACCCAAGCCUUGAGGAAAGGCAGCUUCCGGAGGACACGCGAGCCCCGUCGCUCUCCCCAGGCGAAACCCCAACACCCGCAGCACAGCCAGCAGCCAACCCUGCAGCAGAUGAAUCAGCGCGUACCGCAACUAGCUCUGCCUCAGCGUGCACAGCAACAAUCCAUGCGGCAGACGCAGCAGAAUGCACAGCAGCAAUCCAUGCAGCAGACGCAGUAGAACGCAAAGCAACAAUCCCUGCAACAGAUACAGCGGCAUGCAAAGCAACAAGCUGCUCUGCACCAUGCGCGGUAGCAGGCACUUCAUCAGGCGGAGCACCGCACGCAGAAACAAAUGCUGCAGCAGGCGGAACAGCCUUCACAUCAGCAGGCGUUUCAGCAGUCGCAGCAGCAAGCUCCGCAGGAGUUGCUGCAUCCGACUCACCGCCAAUGGUCAUGCCUAUCGCCUCACCAAACGCGGCGGCAGAUUCAGCUAUCAGCGCUGCAGCGCCUGCAGGAGUUGAUGAUGAACGCGCAUCUUUGGGCCCUUGCAGUUUUUAUCCUCCAGGAGCUUUAAAUAAUCCUUUACUGUUGGCCCCAGGAACUCCAGAUGAAGCUGCAGAACAGCUUCAUAUGCAGCAGCAGGGGCAACUGCAGCACCAACAAGUGGCGUGUUUGAGGGACGCAACUCUGGAUGGGAUGGCGUCAUGCGCCAGCGUUUCCUGUCCGUCUUUCAGCACUUCAGAGGUGGCACGAAGUGUUGAAUUGGCUGCUAGUCAAGACAAAAGUGCUGCAGCGGGGGACGGGAUCUGCAUGAGUAACGAUUGUCCGGGGGACCUCUCGGAGCUAGAUCUCUGCUCAGCAGCAACGGAAGGAACUGUCGACACGGGGCAGCUCUCACCAGCACAAAACAAAGCGCUGGAGGCGAGCCCAACGGUUUCUGCUGUCGCUGCAGGAGCUCUUCCAGCAGGUUGUGCAGCAGCUGCUUCUGCAGGAGGAGCAGCAGCUGCUGCUGAGUUGAGAGCCCUGCGUGACCUGGUGGAGAGUCUGCAGGCGGAAAAUCGACGGCUUAAGGAGGCACUGUCCCGUCGCAGGCGCUCCUCUGCGCCCACGCAACAGAACGAGGGGGAAGCUGCAGCAGCAGGAGCAGCGGCAGCAGCGGCUGAGAAAUGCAACUGCGUACCUCCUCAGUUGCAGGAGCCCCAAGGAGAAGAGAAACAAAAGCAGCAAGUGAGCAGCCCCAACGCAGAAGAAGCACGAGCCACCGCAUUCAGGAAAGGGAGGGCUCCAGGGGCACCCCCCCGAAGCAGGGGGCCCCCCGGGAGGCCCCCAGGGGCUGAGGUGAAUCGAACAGGGUGCCUACACCCAGGAGGUGCUUCCAACAACGGUAGCAGCAGCUCCAGCGCAGCCAACGGCGGCGAACGGAGCAGAACGGAGGACAACGCUCUGUCUCUGUGGGGCUGGAGCCCUCCAAACGAACCUCUCAGCUCCUUGCGAAGCUGCUGCGCAGAUCGUUUGCUCCUCGGGAGCUGCUAUUGCACUGAAAGCAGAAGCCAGUACAACAGUGAUGCUGAUGGGGAAGCAAGUAGUCAAUGUGUGGUUACAGCAGUGACCGCUGGACCCCUCGAGGCCUCGUGGUUGCUGCAGCUUGAAGAGGCUGUGCAUAGUACAUUAGCGGAGCAGCAGCAGCAACAACAGACGAGAACGACCCUGUCUACACUACGUACGGAGCCUGCGCGUGCUGUUCUGAAGACAGCCGUUGAGGAGAUUGGGUUUUCAGUUCUUGAUAUGGACCAGCAGCAACAUGGGGCAGCAGAGGUCGCGGUGGCAACCGAUCCACGUCUGCUGGAGUGGUUUGUGGCUCCAACGAGUCCCUCCUCUUCCCACCCUUCUUUGUCACUUUCUUCGCAUUCUCGAGGUGUGCAUAUAGCUGGGCAUUCAGCUUCUCAGGGUACUGCGAGCUCCAAACAUUCAAAAAAUGCACUUCUCAGCCGUGCCGAGGAGAGGCGGCAAACCUCCACUUUGCCGGCGACUCUUAGGAAGAGCAUCAGCAUUUCCCUGUCUGCGCUGAGGAGAGGCUGCGCUGACCGGCUGAACUUUUGCCGGAGACUACAGUCCGAUUUGCUGCAGUGUUCCCUUAGCCCCAGCGCUCUGGAACUCCUUUUAGAAUUGGUGCCUGAUCUGUCGAAGGCCACCGAGAGGCGGCAGCUAUGGCUCGAUGCCCGCGAUGCGCUGUCUAAACACUCGGCGUGUGCGCGGAGGCCUCUGGAUGACGAGGAGUCAUUUGCUGCUUUCGUGUUUAAAUUUGAGGCGCUGCAUCAGCGCCUCGAACUCCUCUCUUUUCUAAACAGCAAAACCAUGGAGGCCCACCUUUCCUCCUUGCUCGUGCAAAUUCAGGUGAAGCUUGAUUGUUUGGCGAUGCUGCGGAGGAAGUCGCCACGCAUAGGACAGUGUGUGCGGGCAGCAGCUCGGGCUGCGUCUGUUGUUAGCAGCCUCGCUGGACGAAAGGGCCUAAAUGCAUUCGUAGCAGAAGCUGUUUACGACGGCACAGCCAAAGAGAAUGUCGAGCCAUCCGCAGCAAACAGCGGCAAAGCUCAGACAAGGGCGGAGGCACCAGAGGCGGCACACGCGGCGAUAAAGAUAAAAGAGGAAACGGCUCAAGAAGCCCCUAAACAAGAGGGCAACAGAUUUCCUAUGUUCCGGUGGCCGAUCAAAACGCAAUACGGGUUCGGUGCUGACGGGUCGAUAGACAAAAGCCGCUCGCUUUUGAAGGUCAUUGCAACCCACACCGGAAGACCACUCGACACUACAGAGUUGGCUCUACUCAAGCGGGCCUCUCAGAAACCGUUGGUGGCUGUGUUAGAGCAAGAGGUCUCUUUGGUGCAUAUGCUACUGCUGCUGCACCGCGCUGCAAUGUGGGCUGCGACCAGCGGCAGUUCGGGCAUGCAGACGGUUGAGCAGCAACAAGAGGCCGUGCAAGACCCGACGAAGGCACUGGCAGCUCGUUUGCUGCAGUGUUGCUACACGUCAGGCAGCAGCAACAGGAGCAGCAGGGGCGGCAGCGAUACAGCUGAAGGAGAAACAGCAACAGCAGCGGAUGAACCCAGCAGUCCCAAAGGACAACACGAAGCUGAAACUUGUGAUUUGCUGCUGUCGGUAAUUCCGAAGCUUGUGAUGAACCAUCAUGGGCGGUUGAAGGCACUGACGCGGCUGUCAGCUCAGUUGUUGCGGGAGUACGCGGCGUUUGUCUGUUGGUUGGGUGACAGAUCUUCUUUUCUGCCUCUACAGCUGAAUCUGCAUGCAGCGAGCAGCAAACAGGAAACCCCAUGGGUUCCCCAGGGGCCCUCUCUACCCUCCGUGUUGGCGGCGACACUCCCCUCAACAGUGGCUAAGGGGGGAAAGUCUCAUGCAAAACCUGAUGCAUUUGAACGCCUCUACUCGUUUUUAGAAGAGCUCGAAAAGCACGCAGAUUCAAACGUUGCCCCCCGCCCAACGCGGAAACACUUGCUGGAGAGGCGGUGCUGCAGCGGCAGCAGCAGAUCAAACAGCCCGUCUUCCUCCUCAUCUAGUUCUUCGCUGCCAGUGCUGUCGCCUGGGUCAUCUCCAGAACGCCGAAAGCAGCAGAAGACGCAACAUGCGUCGAAUGCUUCUUCCUACAUACCGCGUGAACAGCAGCCAACAGCAACGGCACCAGCAGCGGCAGCUGGGCGUUGCUUCCCCCUGCCGGGUAUGUUGAAUGGUGGAGGCCCGUUAGCAACACCCGCUGCUCUCCGUUCCCUCCUCUCACGCGGCACAUCUUUUCAGUUGAAGCGAACAAAAAAUACCGGAGCAGCAGCACCACCGGCAGAGUCAGGGCAGCCGGCACCACCUCAGCCUUCGAGACACUGGAGAGGCAGCAGCAGCAGCCGCAGCAGCAGCAGCGAAGGCAGCAACCACCAACAGCAAGGCGAUGCUCCCAGUGUGUAUCUGACUCCCCACGCGCCCUUCCGCCUCUCCUCCUUCAGCCCGUCAGGUGCUGCUGCUGCUGCACCUCCAGCUCCUGCGAUCCAGCCCUGUCCCACCGGCACACCACGGACGCCGUUCGGUAUGUCGACGGUUUUUGACCAUAGGCUAACAUCCCCAGUAAACAGCGGAGAGGAGAGCCGAUCGCCUGGAGCGGCGAGCGGACAACGGUACGAAAGCUGGCGCGCCGGCGUCCGUACAUCCCAUUUGAAGGAUGACGAAAUAGAUGCUGCGCCCAAGAGCGAGCAGAAUCAAACAAUGCUGAAAUCUGCAAAAAACCCCGAAACAGAAGCAGAAACUGCAGGUGUCCGCAUAUCGCUAAACAAGGCCCCGACGCAACCCAAACAACAACAGCCACAGCAACAGCAAGGGGGUGAACACGAAUGA